AUCAGUCGCAGCCUUGAGAAUCGAUUUUUUUCUCAGCAACUCCCUAGUCAUUAUCUGAACACUACAACAAAGUAGUUCAACUGUACUGUACCCUACAACAUGUCAUGUCAUACAAAUAAACAAUAGCUUCCACAAUGGAUCGGGACAAAGCUAGCCCGCCCCACUUCACCCCCCUGGAGUCCCCAGGUCUAAUGUCUCCCUGUACUUUACUGCUGGGUCUGGUCGACUGCAGGAAAACACCGGGGCAGAGUGGAACUGAGACAGGAGAAGAGGAACAUGGAGAUGUGAUUUCAUUACGUAAGAACCAUGGGGACAUCCCUAAUCGUUGCUCUCUCAGUGGGAGGGGCUUAUCAUCUGGGGAGCCUCAACAUCAUGAUGCUGACAAGAAAGAGCAGAGUCUCUCCAGAUCAGAACACCUCAAGAAACACCAGCAAAGACUUUUAGGGAAGAAACCUCACCACUGCUGCUUUGACUGUGGGAAGAGUUUUGCUAAACAGAAGGAAUUGAUCAUUCAUGAGCGGAUUCACAACGGUGAGAAACUGUACCACUGCUCUCAGUGUGGGAAGAGUUUAGCUGAUUCUAAAACCUUAAAUUCUCAUCAGAAAAUUCAUACAGGGGAGAUACCGUACCCCUGCUUUGAUUGUGGGAAAUACCUCAAUCAAUCAGGAGCACAGACAACACACAAACACGUAUACUCAAGAGAGAAACCUUAUAGCUGUGAUCAGUGUGGGAAGAACUUUAAUAAAUCAGGACACCUGACUAUACACGAACGCAUACACACAGGAGAGAAGCCUUAUAGCUGUGAUCGGUGUGGGAAGAGCUUCAGUCGAUCAGGAGACCUGACUAGACACCAACGCAUACACACAGGAGAGAAGCCUUAUCGCUGUGAUCAGUGUGGGAAGAGCUUCAAUAAUUCAGGACAACUGACUACACACCAACGCAUACACACAGGAGAGAAGCCUUAUAGCUGUGAUCAGUGUGGGAAGAGCUUCAUUCGAUCAGGAGACCUGACUACACACAAACGCCUACACACAGGAGAGAAGCCUUACAGCUGUGAUCAGUGUGGGAAGAGCUUCAAUCAGUCAGGACACCUGACUUUACACCAACGCAUACACACAGGAGAGAAGCCUUAUAGCUGUGAUCAGUGUGGGAAGAGCUUUGCUCGAGAUUUCACUCUGACUACACACCAGCGAACACACAGAGGAGAUAAGCCUUAUAGCUGUGAUCAGUGUGGGAAGAGCUUUGCUCGAGAUUCCACCCUGACGACACACCAACGCAUACACACAGGAGAGAAGCCUUAUAGCUGUGACCAGUGUGGGAAGAGCUUCAAUCAUUCAGGAUCCCUGAUUAUACACCAACGCAUACACACAGGAGAGAAGCCUUAUAGCUGUGAUCAGUGUGGGAAAAGCUUCAAUCAUUCAGGAUCCCUGACUGAACACCAACGCAUACACACAGGAGAGAAGCCUUAUAGCUGUGAUCGGUGUGGGAAGAGCUUCAAUCAUUCAGGAUCGCUGACUACACACAAACGCAUACACACAGGAGAGAAGCCAUAUAGCUGUGAUCAGUGUGGGAAGAGCUUCAAUCAAUCCGGAGACCUGACUACACACCAACGCCUACACACAGGAGAGAAGCCAUAUAGCUGUAAUCAGUGUGGGAAGAGCUUCAAUCAGUCAGGACACCUGACCACACACCAACGCAUACACACAGGGGAGAAGCCUUAUAGCUGUGAUCAGUGUGGGAAGAGCUUCAUUCAAUCAGUAGAGCUGACUAGACACCAGCGAAUACACACUGGAGAGAAAUCUUACUCCUGUCUUUGUGGAAAGUGGUUUGCUCGUUCAGGGUCACUGAUAAAACACCAGGAACCACAAACAUGUUUUCUUUCAUCUCCCUCCUCUCCGGCACCGGUUCCAGAUCCCUAAAUACAGUUUCAAUAGACAACAUCUUGUGAAGAGUCAUCCAUCUCCCCUUCUCUAACAGUUUACUAAGUCUGAUUACCAUGGUAACCUGUGUAGCAUGAUAUGCAGCUCUGGAUCAAUAUGUAUCAAGCGUCUUGAAGUAGGAGUCCUGUGUGUGGUGGGGUGUUCAGAGCUGUAUCUUAUUUCAUUAACUCCUGUUAUCCAUUAAAUAAUGUAGAAUAAUGUUUCAAAAAUGGUAGGUGCAUAUUCAUGUGUGAUGGAAAUGUUGUCUGAAGAGAGAGCCUUGAAUUGUACAUCUUGUCUCAUACAAUUAUUGGUUCCUGUAGGUGAUGGGUAGAGAUAUGAGGGGGAGAAGGUCAUGACCCCCUCAGACCUUUUGGCAGAAUGCCCAGAAUAUGUUCUAUAAGUUAAGAUAGGAGAUGGUUCCAGUCACAUGCAGGAUCCAAACGUUAAUGAUGAAUAAUGUAAAUCAUUCAAAUAUAACUUGUCUGUGUUAGCAGUGUAUAAGAGAACUAACGGGACUGCCCCGAAAGAGCUCCUGACCGACGUGUACUAUGGUGCAUUAAGUUUGUUGGAAUCUCUCCAGAUUGCUGAUAAUAAAGAAUGAUUCAUUUCAGUUUGA
Messenger RNA from Oncorhynchus tshawytscha (Chinook salmon), 2538 nucleotides. RefSeq names its product zinc finger protein 883. The transcript has 3 exons. NCBI's taxonomy places the organism in Eukaryota, Metazoa, Chordata, Actinopteri, Salmoniformes, Salmonidae. The record is from RefSeq and is a predicted model, not a curated record. Gene Ontology annotation, biological process: regulation of transcription by RNA polymerase II. Bases 135 to 1919 code for a protein of 594 amino acids. Gene Ontology annotation, molecular function: RNA polymerase II cis-regulatory region sequence-specific DNA binding; DNA-binding transcription factor activity, RNA polymerase II-specific.